Messenger RNA from Pelagomonas calceolata, 1772 nucleotides. The record is from the annotation of a GenBank genome assembly. Lineage: Eukaryota; Pelagophyceae; Pelagomonadales; Pelagomonadaceae.
UUCAUCGUAAGCUAAAGCUACAGCACAGCAAGCAAGAUGGUGCGCACCCGCGUUACGUUUGAGAAUCCUCCAGCCGAUCCGCGUCCAGCGAGGCGCGCGUUGCGGGCCCGCGCGCUGCGACGGCGACGUGCGGAGCUUCGGCGAUGCGAGAUUUUUGCUUGGCCACUAGCACGGACCGACGAGCGGCCAGCCGCAGCGAACGACCGUCGGUCGCCGCGGCGGGCACUGUCAGCAGGCCCGGACACACACACGCGCGACGUGAAGCCCUAUGGUGAGGAAAGAGCGUUGUACGACCGGCGCGCCCGCAUCGCAGGUGAAGGAGAAGACGCACAUCAACCUCGUGGUGAUCGGCCACGUCGACGCCGGCAAGUCGACGACGACGGGUCACUUGAUCUACAAAUGCGGCGGCAUCGACAAGCGGACGAUCGAGAAGUUCGAGAAGGAGGCGGCCGAGCUCGGCAAGGCCUCGUUCAAGUACGCGUGGGUGCUUGACAACCUCAAGGCCGAGCGCGAGCGCGGUAUCACGAUUGACAUUGCGCUCUGGAAGUUCGAGUCGCCGAAGUUCUACUUCACGGUCAUCGACGCGCCGGGCCACCGCGACUUCAUCAAGAACAUGAUCACGGGCACGUCCCAGGCCGAUAUCGCCAUUCUGGUGAUUGACUCGUCGGUGGGCGGCUUCGAGGCCGGUAUCUCCAAGGACGGCCAGACGCGCGAGCACGCGCUGCUGGCGUUCACGCUCGGCGUGAAGCAGAUGAUCGUGGCGUGCAACAAGAUGGACGACGUGUCGGUCAAGUACGGCGAGGGCCGCUACAAGGAGAUCAAGGCCGAGGUGUCGACCUACCUGAAGAAGGUCGGCUACAAGCCGAUGAAGAUCCCGUUCGUGCCGAUCUCGGGCUGGAUGGGCGACAACAUGAUCGACAAGUCGACGAACAUGCCGUGGUACAAGGGCCCCUACCUCCUCGAGGCGCUCGACAACGCCAACCCGCCGAAGCGCCCCUCGGACAAGCCGCUGCGCCUCCCGCUCCAGGACGUCUACAAGAUCGGCGGUAUCGGCACGGUGCCGGUCGGCCGCGUCGAGACGGGCAUCAUCAAGCCGGGCAUGGUCUGCACCUUCGCGCCCGUCCAGAUCACGACUGAGGUCAAGUCCGUCGAGAUGCACCACGAGUCGCUCCCCGAGGCCGUGCCGGGCGACAACGUCGGCUUCAACGUGAAGAACGUGUCGGUCAAGGACAUCCGCCGCGGCAACGUGUGCGGCGACUCCAAGAAGGACCCGCCCAAGGGCGCGAGCACCUUCUUCGCCCAGGUCAUCGUCAUGAACCACCCCGGCCAGAUCUCGUCGGGCUACUCGCCCGUCCUCGAUUGCCACACGGCCCACGUCGCGUGCAAGUUCAAGAACAUCGACCAGAAGAUGGACAGGCGAUCAGGCAAGGUGCUCGAGGAGAACCCGAAGUUCGUGAAGACGGGCGACGCGUGCAUGGUCACGCUCGAGCCGACGAAGCCGCUGUGCGUCGAGUCGUUCGCCGAGUACCCGCCGCUCGGGCGCUUCGCCGUGCGCGACAUGCGCCAGACGGUCGCGGUCGGCGUCAUCAAGUCGGUCGACAAGUCCGAGAAGGAGGGCAAGACGACGAAAUCCGCGGCCAAGAAGAAGUAGGCGCUUCUGUGGCACGGUUAAUUUCCUUUUCCCCAACCUGUUGUAACAGCGGCGUUCGGUCACGCAGCCCCGCUGCGGUCGUGGCGGCUAGGCAGGGCCUAGCUCUAACCAAAGCAACGGC